Ooceraea biroi (clonal raider ant) is the source of this 3089-nucleotide messenger RNA. Its product is annotated as T-cell immunomodulatory protein. NCBI's taxonomy places the organism in Eukaryota, Metazoa, Arthropoda, Insecta, Hymenoptera, Formicidae. The record is from RefSeq and is a predicted model, not a curated record. Gene Ontology annotation, cellular component: plasma membrane.
GAUAUCAGCUGUCAGAUGCAUCAGUGAUCAGAUACGUCAGACGGUGAUUUAAUGUGGCACAAUCUUAUGUAUAUUUCUUAGAUAUACUUAAUUGUUUAUAAUAACUAGUGAAUAUUGCAUUUUCUGUUCAUUUCUUUAUAAAUAUAAUACAUAAUGAUACGUAGGUCAUUGGUUGGGAUGUAAGCCAUGCAGUGGAUUCAAACGUUCAUCUGUCUCGUCGCGCUUGUCUCGACGACAACAUGCAGCGAUAUAACGCCUGCCGUAUUUGGCAGCGUGUUGGAUGGUAUGCCAGCAGCCUUUGGCGACUUCAAUUCCGAUGAAUUGACGGACGUGUUUAUGCUGCGCAAGGAUGGCCGAACAGUGGAGAUAUUCCUGGCGGCUGAGCAAGAACCCCUAUUGCAACCUGCACCGAGUCUGAAUUGCUCGUUUAAAGAUCGCGUGACCAGUGUGGUGCCAGGCGAUUUUGAUGGCGACGUCUUCAUGGACAUCCUGGUGACGACUUUCAAUGAUGAGCGGAAACUCACGUUUGCACAUAUAUUAUGGGGUGGAAACGGGCAUCUUAACUGCAGCAACGAAUCAAAUCCGGUGAUAGAGAUGCGUGAUCAGCCGUUGGCGUUGGACUACAAUCAAGACAUGAUCAUCGACCUGUUCGGGGUGGAUAAACAUAACAGAAGAGUGUUCUGGAUAUUUCAUGAAAAUAGAACGGUGGAAGUGCGCAAACUAGACAAUUUGAACUCGGAGCCCGUUAGAAAUCCACACUCCAAUGCCUUCCUGGACCUGAACAAUGAUUUCCUGCCAGAUCUCGUGAUCACCACAAAGAAGGCCUUCGAGAUAUGGCUGGGCACGGAACAAGGAUUUGAGUCCCCUUUUGAAAUCAAUCUGCCGUAUAAUAUCUUGCUUGACAAGUCCUUCAAGGGACAAAUCGGGCAGACUCUUUAUCUGGACGUCGAAUUGACUGGGAAAAUGGCACUUCUUUUGCCAUUGUGUUUCGAUGACAAGUGUGCCAACAGCACAAUAAUGAUGUACCUGAACGAUAAAUGGCACAAUCUGAAAGUAAACUUCCUCGAUCCAAAUAAGGUAUUGUGGGGUUUCGUGGAACCAGACGGUCAUCGUUACACGGACACCGUCACUUUGCGCGGUGGUGAUUUCAAUAUGGACGGUUAUCCGGAUCUGCUGGCAACUCUGCAGUACUCAGAUGGGAAACACAUGCAGUCGUUCUUGUUGCAGAACGUGCUGUGCAACAAUUGCGAUGGCUUCAAUCGUACCUUUGACGUCAAAUGGCAGGCGUUGAACCCAUUUUAUAAUAAUUCCGCGAUGGCGGUAUUUUACGAUUUCUAUCAGGAUGGCAUUCUGGACGUAAUCCUGGUAGAGUACGACAAGGCAAACGGUCUCUAUCGUACCGCGGCAUUCAAAAACAGUCUGGACUACGAUGCGAAUUUCGUUAAGGUGAUGGUGCUGACCGGGCGCACCAACAGCAUGUACCCAAUCUCACCAGGCUCGCUUGGCAAGAAGAAGAGGACUUACGGCACCAAUUUACCAGGACCAUCGAUUGCAUAUAGAACUACUACGCAGGAUGGUAGUCCGCGUAACGCGAUCGCCGCACAGUUACCGCAAAGCGCACACUUUUCCCUCAACUUGCCGUAUACCACUUUUGGUUUGGGAAGGACGCCCAAUUUUGUGGAUGCUCUUACGAUAGGGGUCGGCGGUAAGUCGCGAGAAUGGCCGCAAAUCAUUCCAAACUCGCAAAUGGUCGUUAUACCGAAUCCAAUCGCCGAACCAUCCAGGUGGAAGGCUCAACUUUUUGUAACACCCAGCAAAUUGAUUCUACUAAGCGCAGCUGCUUUAACCGGCACUUGUGGUCUGAUUACGGCCAUUAUUCUCGGCUUGUAUUGGAAGGAAAGGAGAGAAGACAAGAUUGAAAGGCUCCAGGAAGCGCACAGGUUCCACUUUGACGCGAUGUAGAUAGGAAGGCGAUAGGAGGAGGGCAUGAUAUAUAAUUAAGGCUUAUUUAAGAUAUCGGUUUAUUGAUUCAUAAUUAUUUAAUAAAUAAAUCGCGCUUAACAUUCUACUCAAUUUCGCAUGAAUCAUACUUGCCAUUCAUAGCUCUGACAGCAAACGUCGUGCAUCGUGUUUUUCUUUUCAAUCGCAGAAUUUGCAUUUUUGGUAUGAAGGAAUUGCUGUCAGAGAGUUAAAUUAACAAUUUACCUACUCUUCCUUGUCACUUUUAUAAAACAACGAUACUCGUCGGUGUUGUUUUCUCACGGGACGAUCGUCGCGUCGAGCGCGUAAAUGUGUGUGUGUGUGUGUAUAUAUAUCUUAACAAACGAUCCUUGCGCCGGAAUAUUUUCUUUUCCAUCUUUUGGUCUCUGCGCGUCGUACGCGCCAUAGUACGCUGUCAGUCGGUCUAAGCUAAGAGGGAUGUUUCGCUAUUGGCAUCGAUCAUUCUUUAUGGCAGGGUUUAAGUCAUUGAAAUACGGAUGCGCCAUUGCUUCCUCCGCUGAUAGCCGUAGAGCCGGAUUACACACUAAUAAUCUCUGUAAAUCAAUCGAGCAAGAAAUUACGAUUCAAGACUUGAUGUAAAACUCUACAAGUGCUAUAUUUUCAAAAAGUUAUUCUUUAAUGUAAUUUCUCAAUACUUCUGGAGAAGUAAAAUAAACAAUUUUCUACUUUUAAGAUUUAUAUUUAUGGCACUUACAGUCUUUUCAAGUCAAGUUUUCAAUCGACAGAGACUUUGUCUCAUCUGUGUACGUAUACUAAAUAAAAUAAUUGAGAUAAUUUUUCUCUUUGUCAGAGAGAGAGAGAUUUACUCUAUAUAAAUAUUUAUACACGUUAUAUAAUAUUAUUUUUGAAUUACCUGCGCUAGUCUCAUGAUAUUUAAUUCUUUUUUAUUUGUUAAAAAAGCGUUUCCUUCCUAUUGUUAUACAUUUACUAACAUUGGUAGAUGGAAGAAAAUUUUAUUGUACAGUUAUACAGCGCAUAUCAUUUUAAUAAUGUAUUUUCUAUUCCAUUAGAGAAGCUAACUAGCAGCGUCAUUAUAUUCCGCAUUUCUAUUCGUUUGAUAAUGAAAAUAAAUAUAAUUUACCUGGAGC